GUGCUACAGCAUCACCUCCUUCGCUCAGUGGGGACAGAGGGAGCCACUGCAGAGGCUCUGUGUGAUUAAUUUGUGCUCUCGCAUCGAUGCCUUUCGUGUGCGGAGGAGAAUGGGUUGUUCACAGAUGAGUAAACAUCUCCUUGGGUUUCGUAGCUGUGGGGUGGUUUCAUUUAUUGUGUUUUGGGUAAUAACACAAGCUGCCAGUGUUCCCGAAGCUAAACUGCCUCUUUACAGAGAGAAUGAUUUACAGAAAUAGGGCACAUCAGUCAUGCGGGUGCAGGGCUGACUCUUCUGAGCCUCCUUCCCCCAGAGGAGUCCUCCCCCAGGCGGCACCCAGGGUGCUGCAGAGGAGUUUUUGUCAGGAGAGAAAAACAAAAAUCCUCCAACUGUGUGCUCUAGUAAUCACUACAAGCUAAUUGCAGCAAAUUAAUUACAGCACAAGCACAAUUUCUUUCCCCAGGCAGGUGUGGAGACAGCUCUGCAGUGAGCUGGGUCAGACCUGCCCUCUGCUCCCAGCCUGUGCAAGGCUGGCUGUCCUCCUGCCCUGGCUCUGGGACCUGGCCCGGAGCUGGUGGCUUGCUUGGUCUAAGAGGAUGAGUAAAGGCAGAGGUCCUGUCUCUAAUUUAGGAAGAUCCAGACUUUCUGCCCCUCCAGCACCUCUCGGGUGGGUGGUUUGUCCUGUGGCCCUUCAGAGCAGGAGCAUCAGCGCUGCCAGUGGGAUUCCCACGUCCCACAUCCCACCUCCCACACGGCCCAGGUGAGUGAGGAGCAGGUGAGUGAGGGUGAGCUGCCCCAUCACAUCCCCCCAGCUCUCCUGGGGUGACAGAGCAGUGCAACAUUUGGGUUUGUUGCAAAUAUUCUCCUGGUCCAGUCAAUCAGGCUUUGGCUCCUAAAUCCUUCUAAUCUCUUGCUUUUCCUAAGUUCAUUAGGCCUUCAAAGCAAGACAUAAAAAGACAAAUCUCCUCGUGGUAAGUCAGUGAUCCCUGCAGAAAUGCUGCCAGAUCUCUGAUGUCGAGCCUGGUCCAACCACCCCAGGCUGAAACACUGUGAGUGGAUGUAUCAGAGAACUUUGAAAAUGGUUCAGUGCAACCAUUGUGUCCCCCAGGGUUACUUUAAACUGAAGGGUGAAAACACUUGCAUGUAUUUUCUUAAUUAAAAAGAAACCAAACACGCACUCUGCAUUUUUCAUGCAUUCCAUCUAUCUAUACAUUACAGAAUUUAGUUUUGUUCUGGCCAAAUGUUUUCCCAGCUUAAAAUUCUGUGCAAGAUGUUCUGUAAAGGAAGUAAAUCUCAAUAACUUGUCAUCAGUCUGGCUGGGUGUCACCCCACACAAACUUUGCAGAGCAGUGCUAACUGGAAUAGUGCUGUCACUGGGAGACAGCUGGAAAUGUGGUUGUUAACACUGGAACUGUAAUCUUUUGGAUGUGUUUUAUUAGAGUUUGUUGCCUGUAAUAACGCAGCUCUCUAGGCUCUGGUGCAGAUGUGCCACGUUAUGUUUUGGGGGCAAGACACUGUGGUGUUUUAUGCUCAGACACAGCACAACACAAGUGUGUGGUUUUAUCUGGCUCCGUGUGGAGGCAACAGAGCUCUAUGGCAACGGGGUGUAACGUGAGGCUGCCCCAGACAGCCUCACACAGAGAUUAAUCACAGGGGGAGAAUGCUCCUGGUACCUAAGUGCUGCUUCCUUUGUUAAGUUCCUAUUGCAUCAACUUAAUUAGCAAGUCCUGACCUUUAAAACCACCUUCCAUAAUCUCCAAAUUAAGUAUGGGGAAGUCUGAUUCCUGCUCGGGGCUGUGCUGGCAGCUCCCUGGUCCUGUCUGAGGCUGCUGACCCGACCAGCUGCCAGCCCUGUCCCACCAGGAGGGGCCGUGCAGAACCCCCAGGGCUGGGGCACCUCUGGAGACAGGUGGGACCCAGUUUGGGGGUUGAACUUUUGGGAUCUCAGGAGAGAGAGCAGGUGUCCAUCAGCACUGCAAUGUGUUCCCAAUGAAGUUACUGCACUGGGCUCAAGUGUUGGACUUUAUGAUGGAUUUUGUAGAGGGCCACUGCUCCCUAAUCGAGCCCUGUCUCCUGCUCAUGGGUCUCUGACAAAAGCCUUUGUCUAACAUGGUUUUAAUCAGUGUGUGCAUUUCAAUUUGCAUAUUAAUAGCAAGGAACUCUUAUUACAGCUGCUGUUGAUGAGAUGGUGUCAAGCCCAUCUUCCCAUCUGAGGAAAGAAAGAAACUGCAUCUAUUGUAUGAAGAAUGACAUUGGCAGAAAACAUGUCCAUUCUUUGCCUCUAUCUUCCUUUAUGUCUGCCUUUAUUUUGCUCUUGAUGGCUCAUAUGGAUGCAUUCAUUAGUCUUUUCCCCUUAUAACAAGGAUCAUUUACCAGGAGACUAAGACAGGAUUUCACGCCUGUUGUGGCAGCUCCAGGCUAAAUACCACAGUUCUGUUCAGCGUUUUUAACUUGGAAAAUGGCAAAAGGUGGCCCCGGGCUGGGAGCUGUUUAUUGUAGCAACCCAGAACAGUUAACAUGCCAUCAUGAACCGUGGCACUGCCUGCUCCCCAGGGUCCAGCCUUUCCCUGCUCCAGAGGCGUUGGCGUUGCCGUCCAUCCCGGUGCCGGUGGAGCCGCUUCCCGUGGUCCAAGUGGCAGCAGGGGCAGCUGGAACGUGGCUGCUGUGGCACGUUCAGGAGGAGCGGGGUGAGAGAGGGCUCGUGGAGCGGCUCGGAGCGAGCCCUGAGCGAAGGGAAGCUUACUCAGUAGAAAUGGGAAGUGCAGAGGAAAAUUCCGCGGAAAAACCAGCCCGUGGAAGGAGCUGGAGGAAGAGUGAGCCCUGCAGUGAGGGGGGUGCUGCUCAUGCACAUUUAAUGAGACCAGUGCUGGUCUUAGCAGACAAACGACCUCAAUUCACCCACUGCUCAGUGCUAUCGAUUCAAUGGCUUCUCCUAAUGAGGAAAUUAUUAUCUGCGUUAGGGAAUGUGGAACCCAGCAGGUGCACAGCAUUAAGGAAUUAAAAAACCAGCUUUGCCGGUGCCAGAAACACGAUGGUGCAGUGCCAGGGACGAGUGGGGCCCUCGGGUGGAUGCUGUGAAGAGGCUGCCUCUGUGUUCAGCCCUGCAGAGGUUUGUGCCACUGGGCGUUUUGGUUGGGGCUGCCAGGAGCAGGGCUCUGGCUCUGCCGGGCACCACUGUGGGUUCUUUGCUCAGCCUGCCCUGGCAUCAGGCCCUGGCUGCUCAGGGGAUGCCUUUGGCUGUUCCCCCUGUUCGAACAGGGGGGUCUGGCCCGAGUCCAGCUCAGGUCGUGCAUCUCUAGGCCACCAGGGUGCUGUGUCCAUGGCUCCCACCAUGACUCGCUUUCUAAUGCAGAUUUUUAGUUCGUUAGUGCAGUGGUGCAUUAAAAUGGAUCUCGGUAAAAAGGCUAAGCUAAUGUAAAAAAUGCCAAAUGAUUCCUCCCCGCCCUCCCCCCCAAAUUCUCUGAUUCAUUUUUGCCUUGACUUGGGCAGAGGGAAGGGCCAAUGUUCUGCAGAAUUCAGUCUGCUGGCUGGGGAGUCCUGGGCACUGAGGCCCUGAGGACCGUGUGUGUCAGACCUGCAAGACUUCAGGAUCCAUCCCUGGAACAGACCGAGAGGUGACUGAGAGACUGUCGUGUUUUGCUUCAUUCCCGAUGGAAUUGGACGGGGAUUUGUGGUCACCAGGGUGCUGCUGUCUCCUCCUUGCUGAGCGAUGAACCUUGAGGGUGGUGCUGGUCCCCAGGGAGAGUCCCUCCCCUUUGCUGCUGAGAAGGACCCAAGACUUAUUAAGUCAUUUGGCCUCCUGGGAAGAGUUGUUCCUGUGACAGAGUGGAGAUGACACUGCUGAGCCUCACAGUAUCAUCCCUGUCAGAAGCCAGCCUGGAAAGCCUGGAUCUCCUCCCCUCAAAUUUUACCUCAUUUUUCUGGGCCAGGAAGAAGAGGGAUUACCUCAUUUCCACCUCCUCUGAAAUAAAUCCUCAUUAUGGAUUUGCACCUGGGGAGGAAGAAGCUGAUUUCCACUCCCAGCCGGUUCUGAGCAGAUAUUUGAAGAGGUCCAGAAAUGGAAAACCAGUCGAAAAGCACUGCAGCUGUGUCCCAGAGCCUGUACCACGGUGAUGGCACUGGGGAUGUGGCCUCGGGCUCUUCAAAGCCUCUGCAGCUGCCUCUGGACCUGAACUGUUGUGACUUCAUGUUGUCCAAGUAAUUACAUACAAGACCAUGGAGAGAGAUCAAAUCCUGCCAUCUCCCUUGGAUCCUGGGAAUGGCCUCUUAAGGCACCCUCGAGCCUCGUUAAAGGAAACAAAUCAAAGUGCUGCACCAGAGGAUUGCAGCUCCACCAACAAUCCAUCACCACUCGCUCAGGGAGGAGCGAUAAAUCCAUCAUCAUCUUCUUCUGGAGCAGCUGUGGGGAUGGCAGGAGGAGCAGCAGUGCAGACUGCCUUCCCUGCACGUGGAGAAGAGCCAAAAUCGGGCCAAGGGAGCAGCUUUCAGCCUCUCCUUCCCCUCCUGCCGUGCUGCUCCCCCAGCAGCUCUGCUCCCUGUGCCUGUGCAGCUGUGCUGGCUGGCAGCAAUUACUGCUGGUUUCUUCACAGCCUUUGCUUUGGACUCAUCAUGAUGGUGGCUGUUACACCCCUAGGGCAGCAGUGGGUGCCCACUCAGGUGCUGUUGGUAUGUCCAUGCUGUUGGCUGUCCAUGCAGCCUGGCUCAGGGAAUGUCACUGUUCUCAAAAACAAAAUGCCUUCAGGGGCUUGUGCUCUCUCCCAGGGUGAUGCUGCCCAGAGAGACAACCUCCUCCUUCCUCCUCCUGCUCCUCCUCCUCCUCUCUGCAGGGCUGACUCCUGGGAUCACUCACACCCAGGAGGGACUGGAUCUCUGCAAAGUGCCAGGUGGCAUCCACGGGGAAGAGACAGAUGUUGCUGGAUGACAGGAUGGAGAUCCAGCCUCUGGACUUGGUUCCUUGCCUCGCUGCCUGCAGAGGUCAGCAGUGCUGGAGUCCCUGAGGGAUGUGGACAGCCCUGCUCCUUCCCAGGCCAGGAAAAGAAGAGAAACACUUCACGAUCCUUAAACUUGUUAAAUUUAAAACUUGAAAAGGCACCUUCAUGCUUUCAAUCAUUUUUACUGCUUCUAAUGCAACUGGUCUAAGCUUUCCUAGAAGACCCAGAGGGAAACCAGGGAAGAUCAGAUGUGACAUUCUGGACUUGGCGUGUGAAAAGCAACUGGGGAAAAAGUAGAAUAAAGUGAAGUACAGAGAGA
Messenger RNA from Lepidothrix coronata (blue-crowned manakin), 5247 nucleotides. RefSeq lists its product as uncharacterized. NCBI's taxonomy places the organism in Eukaryota, Metazoa, Chordata, Aves, Passeriformes, Pipridae. The transcript is spliced from 7 exons. The record is from RefSeq and is a predicted model, not a curated record. The coding region runs from base 4213 to 5136 and encodes 307 amino acids.